Messenger RNA from Enterospora canceri, 336 nucleotides. NCBI's taxonomy places the organism in Eukaryota, Fungi, Microsporidia, Enterocytozoonidae. The record is from the annotation of a GenBank genome assembly.
AUGCAGACUGAAAUAAUUGCAAGCAUCUUCAAAAUAGACCGUAAACCGUACGAAUUGGUUCCAAAGGCGUUUCUUCGCAAUUCGGAGAUGGAGAUGUCAGUUGACUACCACAGUGGCCUAUUGAAGCUGUCUGAGGGUGAUGAAGUUGAAAUCAAGCUGUAUCUGAAUGAGAUGCCUGAGAUGGAGCAGAAUGCGUAUGUGAUGAGUGGAAUUGUCUAUGAAGUGGAUGAUAGCAACGUGAAAUGCUCAUUUGGUGGACUGCUACUGGACUAUAAGGGCAGAAAUGAGGAUAUCGAAUCAGGGGCCAUAAUACACGCAUCAAUCAAGAGGAUUUAG